GUUUCCCUCUGUCUGCGGGUGGUGCUGAACGUUUGCACGCACGCGGAACGGGCGGUGGGGGCUGGGAUACGGUGCGUGUGAGAGAACAAAAAGAGAGAACAGGACUUGACGAGCCUGUUUAUUUUCCAAGCGGAAAUUUCCACGUGUUUGCGACAGACACAAGAGGAAGAGUGAGAAGGAUGAGGGGGGAAGCCUGAGUUUCUUCUCGUGAAAGAAGGAAAAAUGUAUAGGAAAUAGGCCUGUCAACGAACAGAGACUGGAUUUGUACGGUUUUAAGCUAUAUCAAGGAAAUAACUUACUUAUUUCAACCAAGACACAUCAGGAAAUAGUCGUUCCUCGGACGUUCUCUGCCAGAAUUAGAUUGAGAGGCUCCAGGUCAGUGGGUGUAGUGGAGUAGAGGCAUCCCAGGGAGGAGUGAGAUUCUGGGGAUGAGAGGUACCUCCUCCCUCCCUGUCUCCCGCAGAGAAUCAGGAGAACACUGGGACUCACUAACAGAGUGUGUUGGGUGUAUGUCUGGUGUUGUCCAGGUAACAUGGCUCUGGUUCAGACCCUGCCUGUGUCUGUGACUGACCACCCCAAGCCUCCCACAAGCCUCCAUAUCGUCAACCUCUCCCCUGUCGUCGGAGGGCCCUGUGGCCCCUUUGUCCCUGGAGCCACCAUGGGCUCCGUCAGCAGCCUCAUCUCUGGCCGGACCCAUCAGGAGCAGCGACACUGCCGGGCUGCCAGAGAGUUCAGCACUAAGCCACGCCGUAACACCCCAACUACCAAUUGUUUCAAGCUCCAGGGUGAUAGCAACACCCUGCCCAGCGGGAGCUCCCUGGAACAACUACUGAUCAUCAACAACCAGACCCAGCUCCAGCCCACCAAGCUCCAGCCGCCACCACUGCCCACCAAGAAGCAGCCUCGGGCGGGUAAAUCUGCUGGGGGGGCUGGGUGUGUGGCUGGAGGAGGUGGUGGUAGUGGAGGGAAUGGGAACUAUGGGUUUGUGAGGGAGGAGGUGAAUGAUAACCAUGUGGUGACGGUGGGGAGUCCGUGUAGCGACUCGGAGGAGCAGAGGAAUAACCGAGGUCUCAACAGGAAUAUCAGCGGGCCGCCGCCCAAACUCAUCCCUGUGUCGGGAAAACUGGAGAAGAACAUGGAGAAGAUUCUGAUCCGUCCCACCGCAUUCAAACCGGUGGUCCCGAAGAACCGCCACUCGGUGCAAUACCUCUCCCCGAGACCAGGGGGCAACCUCUCUGAGAGCCAAGGCAGCCUCAACCUCCUCUUGCCCCUGUCGAUCAAUGGGAAUAAUGGAAAUACAGUGGUCAAUAACUUGAAUACCGUGUUCAAUAACGUGGUCAAUGGCACUGGGAGCUACGGGAACGUUGUAUCUCUGGUCGGCUCGUCUUCUUCCUCAGAUAGCAAGAGGAACUCAUACAGCGGAGGACGCAAUGCUCGCAACAGCCAUUCCUGCUCCAUGUCAGACUCUGGCCGUAACUCCCUGUCCAGCCUGCCCACCCACAGCAGCAAUGGCUUCAGCCUGGCCAAUAGCGAGGCCUCCGGGUCGGGUUCAGGGUCUGGGGGGUCCAGGGUGGGCCCGGAUCCUGGGAGAACCACCACCACAAACGGAGGGUCGGGGAUCAACGGAGGUCACGCCCACUCUACCUCCCACGGUCACUCAAACUCGGACAGUGGGCGGUCAUCGUCCAGUAAGAGCACAGGGUCGCUGAGUGGGCGAGGCCAGCCCCUGUCAGACAGCGGGUCAUGUGGGCGCUCGCCCCCGACCCUGGAGGGUUACGAGGGGGUGGUGAGGGAGCUGGAGGAGAAGUUGAGGGAGAGAGACCUGGAGCUGCAGCAACUCAGAGAGAACCUGGACGAGAACGAGGCCGCCAUCUGUCAGGUAUACGAGGAGAAGCAGCUUCGCUGUGAGAGAGAGCUGGAAGAGCUGAGACAGAGCUGUUCCUCUGAGAUGAAACAGGCUUCACAGAAGGCCCAGAGAGUACAACAGGCCUUACAGCUACAGGUGUUCCAACUGCAGCAGGAGAAGAAGAAGCUGCAGGAGGACUUCUCCUCUCUGCUGCAGGACAGGGAAGAGUUGGAGAGGAGGUGUGCCUCUAUACAGAGAGAGCAGACCCAGCUGGGACCACGCCUAGAAGAGACCAAGUGGGAGGUGUGUCAGAAAUCAGGUGAGAUCUCCCUUUUGAAACAGCAACUGAAGGAGAGCCAGUCAGAGCUGAGCCAGAAGGGCGGGGAGCUGGUGGUCCUGAAGUCCCAGUUGAGAGAGGUCAGGUCCGAUCUCCAGAACUGCCAGGCUACGACCCAGGAGGCUGGGUCGGCCCUACGAACACGCUCCCUGGAGCUGGAGGUCUGCGAGAAUGAGCUCCAGCGCAGGAAGAGCGAAGCCGAGCUGCUCCGCGAGAAAGUCGGACGCUUGGAGGAAGAUUUGGCGCACCUCCGAGAUACCCUGGCCAAUCAGGGAGGAGGUUAUAUUCCUGGAGGCCAGGCACCAGCCACUAAGGGCCAAUGUAUGAGCCUGCCCCUCCCCCAGGGGCGUGGGGGUGUGAGGGGUGGAAGGGGGGGCCUCUGCCCCUCUGUGGGGUACCGAGAGGUGGAGGAGGGGAGGCUGGGUUGGGGAGGGGAGAGUGAUGAGACCAAGGCUCAGAGGCAGAGUGCUGAAGCUGUGCUGGGACUCAGGCAACAGGUGGAGAGGCUGAGGGCAGAGCUGAUGUACGAGAGGAGGAGCAGUGAGGAGCAGCUGGGAGGAUUUGAGGAGGAGAGGAAGGUCUGGCAGGAGGAAAAGGAAAAGGUGAUCCGCUACCAGAAACAGCUGCAGCAGAACUACAUCCAGAUGUACAGGAGGAACAGAGAUCUAGAGAGGGUGAUGAGAGAGCUCAGUCUAGAGCUGGAGAACAGAGAUGUAGAGGACUACGACGUCCACAGCGGAAGCAACGACAUCCACUUCGAGGAGAUCGCCGCUACUGAGAUUUAGAGGGACCAUACAAGGGUGUCCUCUCGCCCCAGUGAGAUUUAGAGACCAGACAGGGGUGUUGUCUAACCCCAGUGAGAUUUAGAGACCAGACAGGGGCGUUGCCUAACCCCAGUGAGAUUUAGAGACCAGACAGGGAUUUGUCUAACCCCAGCGAAAUUUAGAGACCAGAUAGGGAGUUGUUUUAACCCCAGUGUCCUCUCGCUCCCAUGACAAUUAGUACCAGCACCCUGAUUUGAUCUGAUUUCCCCAUCACUGCUAGUAAGAGGUCUGCAUCCAAAAUGGAACCCUAUUCGCUAUGUAGUGCACUUAUUUUGGCUAGAGAACAGGUUACCGUUUUAAAUUUGCAUCUAGACUACAGAGGGUGUACCUGGACUUACUCCCCUAACCACAGUACCAGCACUCUUUACUUCUCUACACUCUUAGGAAAAUAUGUGUUAUCUAGAACCUAAAAGGGUUCUCGUCUGUUCCCAUAGGAUAACCCCUUGAAUAACUAGUUUUGGUUCCAGAUAGAACCCUUUAGGUUCCAUGCAGAACCUCAAACCAAAAAGGGUUCCCCAUGGGGACAGCCGAAGUAUACUUUUGGAACUCUUUUCUCUAAGUGUGUAUGCUGUCAUGGACAGGGAGCAUCUCUGUCUCAGGGUUGAUUUACUCCACUAGACACUGGGAUGCACCCUCCUCUAGGCCCUCACAGGAACAGCUAACAGCUGACUACCUGCAGUCAGAAAGGACUCCAUCACUUCGCCAUUCGGACUUGAAAGAAGUUUAGGGUGUAUCUCAACAGUUUAAAGUGGUUUCCUUUCCAGAUUGAGAUUCACCCUCAGACCAACACAUCCUCCUUGCCUUCUCACAUGGGUUUGAUUGCCCAGCUAUAGUACCAGCACUCUAUGGGACGUAUACUAUGGCUUUUGACUUGAGAAACAAGCAGGCAUCACUCAAACCUUGCUCAAAUCAGGGCAUUGAAAGCAAUGGGGGUCUCAGAUAAAGGGCACAAAUCUCAGAUCAAGUCAAGUGAAAUCAUAUCUUUAUAUAGCACACAGGGGUGACUACCUGACGACCAGCACAUAAUUAUGACAUCACCCCUCGACUGUGUUUACGUUUGUCCACAGGACAAUGUUCCACUUUUACAAUGUGUUCUCAUGUUAUAUAUACAGUAUUCAAUGGAUCAUCAACUCAUCUAGAAGUAGCAAUUUUAAGCGACAGCCUGGUCUUUUUUGAGUUACAGAAACACUGGAGUAUUUUAAUGGAAUGUAUAACGAUUCUUGGCACAUAGCAAGUGCAACCAUUCAGUUAUCAACACCGGCUAAGGCACAAACUAGGCUACACCAAGAGAAUACAUGGGAUAAUUUUGCACAAAAACUCAUAAUGCUCUUUUCAGUUCUGGACGUGACUGUUCUGUCUUUCUCAUGUAGUUGACCCCUUUGUAUGGACACAGAAGAGAUAGAAGCAUGUAGCAAUAAGAGGGAGUUCAGCUUGGGAGAUCUCACUCUCAUAUGAAAGGAAGAAACAAAUCUGUCUCUUUCCUGUUAACUAGCACAGACUUUCAUAUCAAAAGAAGAAACAAACAUUUAUUGGUUAAACCUAAAGCUGCCCGUCAAAGAUAUUGAUGCUGCAUCGGCUGCUGGGACUGUUAUGGAGCCUUCUUGGAUCCAUGAGGUCAGGGGUCGUGGAUCAGGAAGCCUUUGGUGGCACUGUCCCUGAUGGUAUCACAGUGAAAGCAACAAAACAUCAUUGUCAAACUGUACUGUAGGCCUCCCUCCCUUGUCCUCUCUCACACACUCUGGACUGUGAAUACUCUUCCGAGUAUUACAAGACCUCCCUCCCUCACUCAAAAAAGCCAAAUAACACUUCCUAGUCUUCCUGUCCCUGACUGUGGGACUCCCUCACUGACAUGUAGAUAAUGUGGAUGGCAUGAUUGCAUGUCUUUCCCUGUCUGUCAGAGUCAGUCCUGAUAAUGUAGGGGGAUGUGCUGGACAUUGCAUGAUAGAUUAGCCUAAGGCAUGACACCCCGGUCAUUAUGGACUUGUUACACUGGUUAUAUUAUUGCCUUGGGAGAUCCAAGGGGGAUUGGACUGAAAUCUCUGGUCAACAUAUUGGCAGCCACUAGGAACCAUAGAAAUAUAAUUACUAUAAUGUAAUUCUAUGUCUAUGCUGGUUCCUGAAUAAAUAAGGCAGUCUUCAGUUGUGCUUUCUCAUAAGAAUGGAUUCAACUAGAGGUGUGAUCUUUUGUAUUACAGAGUAAAACAAAGUAUAUAAAAAAGAUUCUUAAACAGAUAAAUAAAAAUCAAUAUGAUCUAUGAUGAUGAUGUGUAUAUUUUUUAUAUAGCACCUGAAGAUAUUUUGUGGUAACACCGGUACCAUUGUGGGUUUAAUAUACAAAGUAUAAUAAAGAUUUCUAUAUAUCUUUGCAGCACCACACAUAUCCCAAUGAGAUGAUCAAUCAGAAUUGGAAAAGGUCUAGAAAGAGUGGAGUGAUCUAUUGCAUGCAUUAAAAUCAUUUUUUACAUCAUA
This is a messenger RNA of Oncorhynchus tshawytscha (Chinook salmon), 5476 nucleotides long. RefSeq names its product leucine zipper putative tumor suppressor 2 homolog. NCBI's taxonomy places the organism in Eukaryota, Metazoa, Chordata, Actinopteri, Salmoniformes, Salmonidae. The transcript has 9 exons. The record is from RefSeq and is a predicted model, not a curated record. The coding region runs from base 533 to 2968 and encodes 811 amino acids. Gene Ontology annotation, biological process: negative regulation of canonical Wnt signaling pathway; cell division.